AACAGGAAGUUCUGCUGCAGGAGGAUGUGGAACUGAUUGAGUUCCUUGACCCCAGUAUCCUGUCUGCAGGGCAGUGUAAGCAACAGGAAAACAGACAGCUUCCAACGCUACGCUCCCUAGCAACUCCUAAUAUUUGGUAUUGUACAGAGAAUAUGUACCACCAUAUUCACUGAGAAACAAGCAAUAAAUAUAUUGUGUGUUUUUUAUAUAAAAUGCAGCAACAAAGUAACUACUUUUUUUUUUCUCAGGUCAUUGAGUCUUUGGUACACUACUCCCCAGAUUUUUGUAUACGCAUGUUUUUUUCCUAAAGUGUUUUGUUGAAAGAGUCAGUUUUAAUCUGAGAUAGCUACAUGAACCCUAAUAUGUACUCUGGGGAAGAACUAACAUGGUUGAUUAAUUCUUGAGUUUCUAAAGCUAUACAAUGGUGAUUUUGAUAAAUGAGACAUGAUUGUGAAGACUGAAUUGAAAAGUGUCUACUUUGCUGUGGUCUUCAUAAAUAUGUCGGGGAGGUGUGUGCAGUUAAUUUUCAGAUGUAGAAUACCAGAAGAACAGACUUAAAGCAUUUUUAAAGAUGCAUUCAAGCCAGCAGAGGCUGGUGAAAUUCACCCUGGAAAACUGAAGGAGCUAGCUGCUGCAGCAGCGUCAGAACAGCUACCACCUGUAUUUGAAAACCAGCAAGGACAGUGGGUGUUCUGACAGGGGGUCUUGCUCAGAAAUGGACAGGAAUCAGUAAAUAAAAAUACCUCAUAACACAGCCCAGUGUUAUGUUUUUAUGCUAUGUUAGGAAAAUGGAUAAAAUUAUUAUAAAGCCACAGCAUGUUAAAACCCCAACUGUUUAAGUUGUAAUAUGUCAUUAUUGAUUCUGUCAAACAAGAGAACUUCUGAAACAGAUUUUUCCAGUGCUUUGUCUUGGUCCUAGCACUAUUUAUUGUUUCUUUAACCGUUCAGAUGAUAAAGUACACUUACAGAAUUUGUGACUAUUGCUCAGCUUCCAGACAACACCAAGUUUGUAAAUGUUUUGGCAGAAUGGAAUUCAAAAGGAGCUUUGAGAAAUAUCUUGAAAUCAGUAGAAAAGUCAAUAGACAAAAGUCUAAUGCUUUUGGGAAGGAAAAAUCAAAUGAACAAACAGGUGGUUAAUAAUUGGGUAGGCAGUACUACUUCAGAAAAGGAUCUGCACAUGGUUGCAGAGUAUAAAUUCAAUGCUUCAGCAAAUUAUUGAAAAAAUGGCAAAUCUCAUCCUGGUGUCCUUAUUAAAUGCAGCACGCAGGGGGUUACUUUUCUGUCUGUUUCCCUAAGCCUUGUGUUAGACUACAGCAUUUGGUUUUGGAUGCCACGCUCGGAGAGGCAUAGGCAAUUUAGAGACAGGCCAGAGCAGAACAAGAAGAAUAACGAGUUUAAAAAAUAGAGUCUUUUGGAAACGUUAAAGUAUGCUAGGAUUGUUUGGCCAAAAUGGACAAAAUUGAAGUGAGUAAAGCAGUGUUACAAUGCGUAGAAGGUAGCUAAUAGGAAGUGGUGAUCAGUCGUCAUUUAUCCUGUUCAGAAAAGGGAACGAUGUGAGGAAAAAUCAUGCAAUUAAUUUGCCAGUGAUUCUGACUUUACUUGGGGGAAAUCUUUUGAACUCUAAGGAUAUUUAUGAGUUGCAGUAGCAGUAGCUUCCUGGGUGGGUUGUGGAGUUUGAAUUUUCUUCUUCAGUCUGUCUGUGAUGAUCUGGAUUAACCAGAAACCGAAAAUGGACAAAAUGAGCUUUUAAAUCUCUUUGAGUCUUUCAUUGUUGUGUUUCAUUUUCUAUGUGUGUGAUUUUAUUUUCGAUGUACCAAGCAAGUUGUAGACUAUGUGUCUCUCCUUUUUAAAGUUAAUUACAUAUCUGGAAUAUUUUAACCCUGGACCUUUAAUGAAAGCUAUCAGUAGCCCUGAAGAAUUAACGCUUGUAAACUGUGUUGAAAUAUGACUACAAAACUGUCCAGAAAAUAGAAAUCCAGAAUCAUGCCUUACUUUAGAAAUGGGAAAAUAGUCCUUGUGAAUACUUCCAAAACUAAAUACAGGAUAUGCAGGGAUGUCUCGCUGCUUCUUGCCUUUGUAAGUGCACUGUUUAUGCUUCCCUCAUGGUGGAAGGAAUCAUCGUGGCUGCUAUGGGGACUAGUUCUGCUUGUCUAUGCAGUCUUUCGAGUGUGGGGCACAUGGAGGACAGCCAAGCUGCAAAUGUCCCUGCGAAAAUACUGUAUCCAGCUGGAAGAAACAGUGGCAAAUAGCAGAGCUUUUACUAAUCUCGUGAGGAAAUCUCUACGACUCAUUCAAGAGACUGAAGUAAUUUCCAGAGGAUUUACCCUUUUGCUUGACAGGGUCAGUGCCGCUUGCCCAUUUAAUAAAGCUGGACAGCAUCCUAGUCAGCAUCUUAUUGGUCUCCGGAAAGCCGUUUAUCGCUCUGUCAGAGCCAACUUCCGAGCUUCAAGACUGGCUACUCUGUACAUGCUGAAAAACUACCCUCUGAACUCGGAGAGUGACAACGUGACCAGCUACAUCUGCGUAGUCCCCUUUAAGGAGCUGGGUCUUGGGCUGAGCGAAGAGCAGGUCUCUGAAGAGGAGGCACACAAUCUAACUGAUGGCUUCAGCUUGCCUGCACUCAAGGUCCUCUUUCAGCUCUGGGUAGGGCAGAGUUCAGAAUUCUUCCGGAGGCUGGUGCUGCUCCUCUCCCCAGCCAACGCAUCCCCCAAGCCCUUGGUCUCCCCUGAACGGCUGCCUCAUCAUAUUUUGUCUGAUGUGACUCAAGGCCUACCUCAUACACAUGCUGCCUGCUUGGAGGAGCUCAAGCGAAGCUAUGAGUUUUAUCGGUACUUUGAAACUCAGCAUCAGUCGGGGUUCGAAUGGCCAACCAGAACAAAGCAAAAUUCAAGAGAGCUGAACAGUCUUCAGACAGCAGUACGGAGCUUGCAGCUUCAUCUCAAGGCACUGCUCAAUGAGGUAAUAAUUCUUGAGGAUGAACUUGAAAAACUUGUUAGCACUAAGGAGACACCUGAGUUGACAACAAAAGCCCAUCAGGUUCUGGAACAGAAACUGAAGUUCAUUCAGCCUCAUAUGCAGGCAAGCAACAGCUGCUGGGAAGAAGCCAUUUCUCAGGUGGAAAAAAUGAGCGGAAGAAACCCAAAUAAAAAAGGCAAACCUGAAGUUUCCUGUGACAGCCUACAGCGUACUUCAGUACCUUUAACACAGCCUGCCAUAUACAUAGAAAACAAAGAUCCAAUCCCUGAAGAGCAGGAAUUGGAAGCAUAUGUUGAUUAUUCAGAUACAGAGAAUGAAUACAGAAGAGAAGAUUUUUACUGCUUUUCCCAGGAAGAAAGAGAGAGACAAGAACGAGAGAGACAGGAAUCUAAGAGGGUGUUACAAGAAUUGAAAUCUGUGCUGGGAUUUAAAGCUUCAGAAAUAGAAAGACAGAAAUGGAAACAGCUGCUAUUCAGUGACCAUGCUGCAGUGAAACCCUUGUCUCCUGUAGAGCCGCUGAAGCUACUAAAUAAUUUGGCAUCACAUAUGAAUUCAGAUACAGAAAAGCAGGACUGCAGCCAAAGUUGUGAUAAAUCUGAAGAAAAAGACUCUAAUCCAGAAGAGAAUGCUGCUGAUAAAAGCAGGACAGAAUAUUUGUAUGAAGAUCCUGAGAUGGAGCGAAAAAAAGACAGUACUGCUGAUGAAGGUAUUUCUACAGGGGCUGAAGAAAGAAUGUGUUAUCAGCAUGAAGGAGAAGUUGAAGAACUCAAGCAGAGCAAUACGGAUGGAGUAGAGGUUUCACAGUCUCCCUCUGAGGAUGCAUUGCAUUCAAAAAUCAAGCAUAGGCUGGCCCAGCUCCACAUAUCAACAGAUUUAAACUUCACAUCUGGUCUGGCUGCACAAGUUGCUGCCAGGUCUUUCACUUUUACUACAAUGCAAGAAGAGACUUUUGGAGAUGAGGAGGAGGAGGAGGAAGAGAAGACACAGGAGUGUGAAGACCUGGUAGAGGACUGUAAGAAUGAAGAUAGAGGCUCUGAAAGUGAAGGCAAAGUGUAAGUCUGAGCUGAACUUUGUUAAACAACAUCAGGCAAUUUGAUGGAAAAGACUAAGGUGGGAUUUUGAAGAUGAAAAUACCAGAUGGAAAAAAAAGGAGACCUAAAUAUAAUACAUCUUGUUCCCUAAGUCUGAUACACUACAUAGGACACUUCUAAGUAUAUUGAAUAUCUGAAGGUAAGAGAAGUUUAGGCUGCAUCUGAAAAAUAGUUGGCUGUUCCCUUUUUUAAGAUCCUAGUGGAGGUUUUGGCAUUUACUUUUGUGUUUUCUGUUUUAUUUAUUUAUAUUAUAAUGUAUUGUGGGGUUUUGUUUCUGAAAAGAAAGAAAAACAAUGUAUUGAAUUACAUCAGACUCCGUGUUUUUUUGGCCUCUGGUUCUGUUGUUGUGGUAUCAAUGUUUGCUCCUACAGAAAAGCCAGGACAUUUCUAUUGGAAGAAUCUGAACUGUUCCCUGUGAUCUCCCACCACCACUUUUGUUUCACUUCUUGUGUCUGCAGUGCGUUGGCUAAGCCACUGUAGGCGUUUGUGAUUCUGUGGCUAGUGAUGUGGCUCCCAACGAAAAUGUAGAAUUUUAAAUAAAAUCUUGAAAGAGCUAGUAUUGAUGUGUCCUGGGGUAUGGGGCUGGAAUAGUGUAGUCAUGCUUCGUAUUAAAGUUUACUUAGAAUUUUAUGAAGGGUUAAUAAAUAAUUUCUGCGAGUUGUAAUUCAUGUUAGAGAAAUGUGUAGUAUGUGUUAGGGAGGGCUGAAAGCACACCAGUAGAAAGUACUAUAGACAGCUAGAAGCUAUCUGUUGGACUGAUAAUAGAUGAUAAGUAAAUACCUAUUUAUUAAAACCGCUACUAAUUAUUUGUUAACCUUUUGUAAACUGAACCUUAAUAUAAUUGUUUCAUUUGAUGUAAUGAUUGAGUGUACAUUUUUGUUUAUGUCCUGAAGUAAUUUCCUUACAGCAAAAUUAUCUGAGUGCUUAACAGUAUUUUGUUUAAACAGCAUACUUGGUUUUCUUUAUUGUUCUGUCAUUUUCCUUUAGAUCACAACUGUAACCUGUGUGAUCAAGAAUCCAUGAAAGAACAAGAAAUGUGUAUUUUUUAAGGUGUCUCUUGUAACUUAGUUGACACUGAAUCCGGACGUUCGGUGUUACGUGGGUUGGUUUCUUCCCUGUGGUGGUGUUAUGAGGAGUAGUAAACCAGUGCUUACCCCACAGAGAAGCUGGUUAAUGGUUUCACUGCCUUCUCUUCCUUUCGCCUCCGACACAAGAUGAAGCAAAGGUCUCACGUCUCAAAUGGCGAGAGAGCCGCCUCUUUGCAUGGAAUACUCUGCUUGGACCUGGAUACGUUCCCAGUCACAAAGCACCUCAUCAGUUCCUUAGGAAAUUUAUUGUCUCUUGCUGAUUCUGUAGAACAAAGGGGGGGUUAGAUGCAAGUGGUUCUGAGCAAUAUCUUUUCCUAGGGUGGGAAGUGGGGAAGCUAAUGAAGGUCAGCAGGUCAGGGUGGAAAUCUUGACUGUAUGUCAGAAAACAAGUGCUUUCUUUCAACCUCCCUCUCUUUUAGUAGUGAUUUUAUAUGAACACUGUUAAAUAUGUGGAUUUUUUCACAGACUAAUGUGGUAAAUAUCAAAUGAUAGAGAAGGGAGUAUGUGACUUACACUCUUCUUUAACUGUAUAAUGCCUGUCUUCUCCCUCACACACAGAUUUGGGGAAGAAAAUGUUUUGCCAUUCUUCAUUAACGAGUAACACUGUGUUUGUGCCCUUAGUUUUGUGUGACUGCAAGCUGAAUGGAUGAUGUCUUCAGGAACUUGUAAAAGAAACAAAAAGGGUGUUUCUCAUAGUGUAUUCAGACGCUAAGCCUCCUCUUAGUAGUAUAUUCUUCUGUAACCUGAAAAGGUUAGGCUAAGAUGAUAAAACUGUUUUAUUUUCUCCGUGGUAAGCAAUUUUUUUUUUCUCAAGUCUAGAACAACUGCUUUGGAUAAAUUGUGUUUGAAGCAUUGUCCAUGCUUCUGAAAAAAGAAGUCUUCCUCAUCCUGGACUUGAGAUUCUUGAGUUCACAAAGUGCCCAGAUAUUUUUUGUUCCUAGUUAAUCGUUCUGACUGCCUAAAUGUAUGUUCCAUUAAUAUUUUUGUAUGAACUCAUCUACCAGCAUCUCAUGAUCUGAUAUUGUAUGUCACAGAAAUGAUACUCCUGAACAUUGCCCAUGGGAUCCAAAUUUUAGUUUACAAUGUGUAUGGCUAUGAUAGCAACCUGGAAAAAUGAUCAGAUUUAGGAAACGAAUUAUCUGUCCCCAUUGUUCUGGAUUAAGUGAGUAGCAGCCUGAGUGCUUUUCAUUGCUGCUAAAAUAAGUUCCAGAUCUCACAUUUAUAAAGGUUGCCACCUCUUUACUCCUUUGCUGCAGUCCUUUGCAAAAGUUUGGUGGCUAACUUGGGACCUAGUUUUAUGGUACACAGGUCAUGGUAAUGAAACUGGCCUAAGAAACCCCAUCCAUCAUUCGCUGUUCAUUUCCUCUCAUCAGCUGGGUCAGCACAGGUUUUUGUGGCUAUGUUGUCAACCAGCUCAUGAGUGCACUUGGGGUCAAAACCCCACUCUUUUUAGGGACUGCUGCUCAUUGUUAGUAUUGUGGUGAUGCAGCUCACAGCGUUUAUCUCCCAGCAGCUGUAUCAGCCCAGAAUGGGUGUUGCUGAUGUGAGACUUAGGAUUGCUCAUUAUUGGCAAAGAUGGUGUAGUGGGAAAUUACAGCCUUGACAUUAGAAAUGGACAUGAGCAAAGGAUGACGUUUUAGAGCAAGUUCUGAUCCUAGUUUGAACAAAUAGAUUUUCUACAAGCGACUUAGCUGAUUUCCUAUGGUUUUACUUAAUGCAGUCUUAGAAGCUGCACAUACAAACACCUGGGCUCACUUGCUUUCUCUGCCUCUCAUCACAUCUAUAUAUAACAGCCAUCAGGUCAUUUGUUUUGAUUUAUUUAAUAUCCUCCCUUCAGAAAAACAUGGCUGACAGCGUACAGCACACAAAACACGGCCUCCCUUGAUUUGACAGCCAGGUGCCAUCUACAUAUAAAUAGUCUUUUAUAAUCAGAUUUCCUCAUAACUGUGUCAUUUGAAAGGACUGUGUGUAUGCACUGUAGAUUCCUUCAAGAACCUGACACAUUUCUUGGCAAUCAUAAUUUAUUGUUGCUCUUAAAAUAAUAUAUAUGAACACACUGAAGCGUGCGUUUAGCACUAAAGAGUUGUAUUAAUAUAUUGAGCAUGUCGAGGUCGGAGUGCUGUCUCCUGUAUUCUUUGGCUUGUUACCUUAAAAACAGAUUUUUGUAAAAGCAGAACAUUUACUUCUUAGAGCUUUUAACUUCUUGAAACGUUAAGCAGGAAAUCCAUACUAAAUAAUGGUUAUGCCAAAGACAAUCAGCAGCCAAAAUUCUUUGCGAAGAGCAGAGCUAACAAUAAAUGCAUUUUCUCUAUUCCAUUCCAGUUAGCAGCUCUGUGAAGUUGUAAAGAAGCAAGUAAUUACAGAGUCUUAAAUAAUUUCUUCUCCUGCUGUGCUACCUGGAAUGCACUGCAGUGAUGGCGUUUGCUUCUUAAGUUGGAUUGCAGUCUAGCACUACAUCUUUUACGUCACAACUUCACAGCUAAAGAUCUAGUAAAGGCUUAAAUGGGAGCAGAGAUCUGUGAGAAGAUUACUUGUCCCUUUUUUAACUGUAUGUCUUUGUGACACAAAUGAAACGGUGCAAAUUUUGAGAAUUACAGGUAAUGGAGCAUCUUUCAAACUGAAACAAAUGUGCCUCUGUCAGCUAAAAGCAAGAUUUACAAAUAUGAAGGCUUUUGCUUUUGGUUGCAAUAAAGAGAGAGUUUUACUCCUGACAGAGGAGUAAGCAUAGUUUUUUCUUUCUUUUCUUAAACAGGGAGUCAAGUAUACUAAACUGCCCUUGUUCUUUCAGGCGUUUAGUAAAGGGCUGCUCUUGUUCUGCAACUGGCUUGUUCCAGGGCUAAUUGCUCUUCACAAUUAACAGGGUUUUGUACUGUCUCAUCUGAAAAAGUGGGCAGUGUGAGAAAGGCACUUGGUCAGUGUAAAGGGUCAGGCUGCUCUGGGAUCUUGUUUGUGACAGGGUCUAAUAGCAAAUGCUAAGGGAAGAGUAUGAGAAAAGGGAGAUCCUGUAGUGAUGUUUCCCCAGGCUACUCCCUAACAAUUUGUGGCUUUGGGACUUGGUGAGCCAGUGGUGGUGGCUGUCAGCUGAACAGGUCCUGGUGGAAUUCUCUGCCAUAAAUUUGUCCAGUCUCAUGUUUGGUCAGUUAUUACUAGUCCCAAUGCCAGUAUGUGCUCAUCUUUAUUACAACCUUCUACAAACAAGAGGAUUUGUCAAUAAUAGUUUUUAACUUUCUAUUUUAAACUGAGCAAGCCCACUUCUUGCAGUCCUUCCACAGAGUUUUCCAUCUUUUGGUUGCUUUCCUUAGAAAUCUAUCCAGUUUUUGAAGUAUAAUGACCAAAGUGUGAUGCACUACUUCAGACAUAACCUCAGCAGUGCUGAGUAUAGAGUAAUAAUCACCUCCCAUAAAACACUGAACCAUUCAAAUAUAGUUGAGUCCAUACAGGGAAAAAAUCUUUCCAGAUCUUUUCCCCCUAGCUAGCAGGAUGACAAAUGAAAAUAUUUGGUCUUUCGGAGGAGAAAUAUUUAUUCACUGUCAGCAGGAUUUGGAUGGACAAUGUUUUUCUUUGCUAACAAAACACAAAAUUGUUAAAUCAAAAUGAUCUUCCAACAGCUGCCACCUGGUCUAACACAAACUAAAGAUGCCAAACAGCGCUUGUUUAAAUUUCAGCUUGACUUUUCAGAGCUGUUCUGGUCUCUGAUGAAUAAGCAUGUAUGACAAAAUAUAUUAUCACACAAGAAACAUGGUGGUGAAUAUAUGGGUGUCAGGUCAAACUGAAGGCUUCUGUGGCUAAUUUUUAAGAUGCUUGGAGGUGUGCUUUAUUCAUAUUCUCUUGACAGUUAAUUCCUUCACAUACGUGUUUUUACCACCCUGAAUUUUAAAUGCCAAAAAAUACACUUUGAUUUAUUUGACUUGGAAAUCUGUGCACUAAUCGGAUAAUUGGUAAUGGUACUGUAGCUGUGAUAAUAAGACAAGGCCAUAGGUAGGGGUGAAGUCUACCUACCAUGAACUGUGCUUUGUAGGCAGACAACAGUAUAGUUUGAGCUUUAGAUCGGUAUGUAACCAUUACUGAUAUUCUGCCUGACCUUUCAUAUUGCUCUCUCUUAUGUUAUUGGCAGAUUUGUCAGAAUAAAACUUGAUUCAACAACUUGAAUGCUCUAUUAGCCCACAUUACACUUCCUGAAUUGAACAUAGGAUUUGGAAAACGUGAUUAUAAUUUAGUAGAUGAGGAAAAGGAGUUUAUUUCUCUGCUUCAAAGUGGCUUAUUUUGAAAGGGUUGAAUAGGACCAAAACUUGAAUUCUUUCACAUGCUUCUUUCAGCAUACUUUGACCUGUAUACCUUCUCAGCUUUUAGUGUUAAAGGUCUCAUGAACAAUCUGCUUUAGGGAUGGAGUUCUGUAGGAGCUUAAACCAGUCCACUCUGCCGUGGCCCUGGCACAGCUGUGAGAUUUCAGUCCCUCCUUUAGGCUGGCUUUUGGAACCACUAAGUGAUUUAAGAUAUGGAUCUGGCUGAAAAUGCACCACUGCUUUAACUUUAAGCUGGCUCCCUCAACUAGUACCUCAUUUGGUUGAGGAAGUACUAUUAAUGUGUCAGGGGAGCAGGAGGGGAUACAUGCCUGGCUGAUAAGGAGGAAUGCCAUAGUGCAAAUUUAAAUCAGUCAUUUAAAUAAUUCAAAUUUCAAUUUGAAUUAAUGUUUACAUUAAUUAGUGUUACACCGUUACUGUCUGUACUGAAGUGAGAUAAACUCAACUCCAUAUUGUUGCUUCCUUCAUAUUUUCUGUUGCUUGAGGAUGACGCCACUCAUUAUUGUCCUCUCUCAUUUUGACUCCAUUUUUUUGUUCUUCAGGCCUAGGCAGCCCAAGACCUGCUGUAUCUUAUUCCACAGAGUCUCUACCAACUGUUUAUUAUACUGCCAGUAAAACUGGAAUUAUCAUGCGUGGUUUUUUUUGCUGACCGUUUUCAUCCUUCUGGUCCCUCCAACACUCAUCGUCCUCUCCCUUUACCAACACUCAGAAGAGAUUCUGAUUUUAAAAUAAUACACAAAGUCUUUUUGUGUGUGUGUGUGUAACACAGCUGGAUUCUUCUGGAUCUUCAGCAUUGCAAUGAUCUUAAGGUCCUUUCCAACCCUAACUAUUCUAUGAUUCUAUGACUAGAUCUAGAAAUGUAUACUGGCUUCCCCACUUGACUUGAGGACAGAAACAGAAGGCAGGCACCACAAAAUGAAUAUAAUAGUAUAUAGUGUCUCAAAUUUAUGCCACAUCUUUGGUGUAUAUUGGCUUUUAUAAGUCGUUCUGACUUACUGAAAAACACCAGUUGUGUUUUCGAAAGAAUGCAGUUCUAGUACAAUGUCCCCAAAUAAAUGUCAUUAGUUGGCUUGAAUUGUGCUCAAACAUUAAUAUUUAAAGACUGCUUCCUGACCUUCUCCAGCUGCAUGGAAGUGAACUGAAAAUCAUCUCAAAUUUCCAAGCAGAGUGACCAAUGCUGUCAUUACUUUGUGCUGUUAAAAAAAGGUCCAUUCCGAAAUAACAAGAAAAACUCAGUGCUUAGGAUCUUCUGGAGUCAUUACUAACAGAGAAUUGUGCGUUUGGUCUCAAUAGAAGCACCAUAAAUGAGUUUUCUUAUAAUGCUACUAAUAAAAAACCACUAUAAAUAUAUUACAGGAUAAAAGCCAGAAAUCUAUGAAUUGUCCUCCAGGUCUUUCAUCCAAAGCCACAGCUGGUCAGAUUUAAACAAGUUCAUGCUGUCUGUUCCUGCACUGCUCACUAUGACAUGCUCGCUUUGUACUCAUUUUUAAUGUCCUGCCAUGAGUGUUCACAGACAGUCUGUAUGCACCUGUGUGCUCAGGGUCUGCAAAGCUUAUAGAGAUCAUGGAACAAUGCUGAGUGAAACCUAUACAGAAGUGGGAUGGCUCACAAGCAUUUUGGGUCUCUGUCUUGCUCUGUUGCAGCAUCCAUGCCAUAUGCCAUCCCACUCAUAAACAUUUUCUUUCUCAGCUUUCCUGUUCGCAGGCCACACAGACCAGUUGUGGAGGGGUUUGAGUUAUUUGUUUAUCACCUAGGUACUAGCCUUUAAUACACCAGAUAAUGUGUCUCUAGUAGAGGCCUAGACAUCAGUGGCCACAGUGCAAAAGACAGGGCCCGAGCACACGGGCUGGAGAAGCCCUUCUGGUUUGAGCACUGUGGGGAGGGGUGUAUUGAUGUGAUUGACAAUGGGGGUGCUAAGCCAGGCUUGAUGACUAUGUGGGUAUCUUUCAAAGCUCCAGUUUUCGCUUGGUCAGUUCUUUCCACCGGUGGUCUCCCUCUUCCCCCUUAGCAGUGUUCAGUUCUUCUCUGCAUUCUGCUGCCAGAUCUUUAGGAACUUGGCCACUUUUCCCCUUCAUUUCUGAACAAGUUGUCAAAACUUUAUGAAAUGGCAGAGAUUAGAGAGAAUCCACACCAAGGCACUGCUGCGUGUUCCCAGUCACAAGCUCACGAACAGGAUUCUUAGGGCCGGUAGCUUGUCUGUCCCGAUUUUUCUUCCAGGGAGCUUUGACCUACAUUUCAACCUGGCCCUCCUAUUCCCUCCUGGACUUCAGAACAUUCACUUCCAGAAUGAUCAUAAUAUGGUAGUGUCUCCUCAAGGAGGCUGGUCCUUGAACACAUGUUCUGUUCCUCAUUACAGGAGCUUUACUUGUUCUUUCCCACAGGAAGGUGGCACAGUUAUGGCUGAGUCUGUGUUCCCCUAAACAGGCUUACUUCUUCCUGCAGUAGGGGGUGAAAACAUGCUCUCCAGCUGCUAUGCGAAUGUGUGUUGGCUCCAUAGCUGCCUAGCUUUGAGAACUGGGAGCUCUGGGAUCCAGCAGCAGUGCUUGAACCUUUCCCACUGUCAGAAAGCAUGUCAGAACACGGUUACUACUAAAUAUCCCCUGAAUUGAACCAUUUUGAGUUUUUAUUGAGCAGCAUUAAUGCAUUGUUUCUUAGUUUGAGGGGUUUGUGUGUUUAUAUAUGUACACACACUUCAUACUGUACAUGUGCAUUGCCAGGUAUCACAUUGAAAGGCUUGUCUAGCAAAGAGGUUGUCUUUUUUUCAUAUCAAACUUUCCAGUCACUUAGUAGAUAAACAAAAUCCUAAUUCUUGCUAUCUAAUGGCAAAAGAACUGAGUUCUGCCAAGCAGGCUGGGUGGAAGUAUUUAAAAUGCACGCUGUUUUUACACCCUUUUCACAUAAAUUUCACAUAGAAAAGCUAUUUAACCUUCUUUUCUCUUACCAAGGCUUUGCACCUGAGCUGCUGUGAGUGCCUGUGUGUCAGUCUGCCCUGUCUUAAACAUGUAAAGAAUCACAGAAUACUGGGUUAGAAAGGACCUCAAGGAUCAUCUGGUUCAACCUUUCUAGGCAAGCAUGACCUAGACUAGAUGUCUCAGCACCCUGUCCAGCUGGAUCUUAGAAGUGUCCAACAGUGGGGAGUCCAACACUUCCCUGGGGAAAUUAAUCCAAUGUCUGACUGUUCUCAUUGUCAGAAGUAACUUGUGCCCAUUACCCCUUGUCUUUUCCAUGUGACUGCUUGUAUAAAGUGAGUCUCCUGCUUCUUUGUAGCCACCCUUUAAAUACAUGUUCCUCAACAUUUCCUCCAUGUUAAGUCGUAGCAUUUCCCAAAACAGGGGCUAAAGGCAACAUAGAUUGCCAAGGAAACCACAGGGAAGGGAAAGAAAAGAAUCUUGAUAAGUUGCUGUUUAAUUGGUUAAUAAAUGAGAGCUAAAAUGUUAGAGGAAGUGUUCAAAAGAACAAACUGCAGCAAGAGCCUUCUGGGAGGGCUACAGAGGGAAAUCACAUGUGACUGAAGUUUGCAGACACUGGGAAGGAUCCACAAUUUCUCUUCAGUGUGAGGUGGAGACAGGAAACCUUCACCAGACUGGUAGUCUUCAGCAGCUCUUUAAAAAAGCCUCUAUUUUAUCUACAUUUCGUUUCCACAGAAAGACUCAGUCCUGUGCUGGGUUGCACGCUGUACGUAAGCCGAUCCCUGUAUUGCUUCCCUUCAGCUGCACUUCACACCCAUGUAGUUUGGCUCCACUGGGAGCCUUCACUGCACCUACCUUGCCAAGUGCUGAUGCUGCUUUAAACACAGCUGAUGAGAUCCACCUCAGCAGGUUUAGAUCAGCAGAUCUUUAAAGCAGGCAUGGAGCCUGGUGGCUGGCUGUGCUAAGGCUCCAAGGACUCAGGUUCUGGGUUGCAUGCAGGCAGUGGCAGGAAGAUAUUCCUGAGUUCUGCCCUUUCUCUGUGACAGGGUUUCUUGCCUGGGAUAUUUUCCCAAACCCUUUUGUUUCUCUUUUUCUUUCUUUCCCACUUUACUUCUUUCCCUUUUUCCCAUGGUUAUCAAUCAGGACCUAAGGACUUUUUUUACAUAUUUGGUGAUGUGCAUAACCAGGAUUAUUUUUAAGCCAUUUAUUUAAGUGUUUGGCUGGGUUUCCCCCAUUUUAGAAGUAGUUUUCUCAAUCGUCAUGUUAAUCACUUCAGUGUCCUUUUGGCUGCUAUUAUUUCUUCAGCAUCUGUAGUAAAAUUCUGCCUCACUACUGCAUGUAUCACUUUUUAUCCUGUAUCCCUGACAGCUGCCUAGGUGGUGUGGAUGUGGCUUAUCCAUACUUCAAUUAGUAAUGAUUGAAUGGAACAAGGAAUGCUUUUACAGGGGUACAUACAUGCUGUAUCAGCACUUUGUUUGAUCUUUUAUAGAGAAGUUUAUUUUAAUUCCUCUUUCAUCCCUUAGAUGAAAUUAAUUUUAAGCAAUCCUGGCAGUAGUUAGUUUCUGCAGCAUAUUUUGCUGGCUCCUUAGUACAAGCACUUUAGUAAUGAACCGUGGUUACUUCGUCUAAAUAAGCAAUGACUGAAGAAAGAACAUCUUUCUGUGUGUCAGAUGCUUCCAGCUGCACCUUCCCAUCAUCUUUCAGAGACCCAUAUGCUGUGCAACCAUGUGGCAACUAUUAGUGAAGUCCCAUUUAGCAUCACAUAAAUGGCUAGGAAUUGGGGGCUUUAGGAAGAGGAGACUGGUAGUUAGGAACUGGGCUUAGGUGCUCUGCAGGAGAUGUCUUCAGCUUGUCUAGCUGUGUGACUCCUAAGAAACAGGCUUUGUAUGCUUUGGAAGUGCCAAAAUAGUGACAACAGUAGAGACUGGCUCCUUUCAUCUGAAGCUUUGUGGCUCCCUCAUAAUGCUCCCUUAUAACGCUUAGAUGUUACUAUUAGAACAAAGGCUGUGUUCUGCUGAUGUUAGGAGCUGUGGCUGAUGCACACCUCUUCCUGUAAACUUUCCCUGUAUUGGUUUUAAGGUUAAUAGUUAAUCGACCACUCUUCUCACUUAGGUAUGGCUCACUCUCACCUAUUCAUAUCCCCUGGGAGGAAAGCUUAGAGAUGACUGGGAAAGAAGGGAAAUAACAAUCUUGAAAGGCAAGGGGAAGCUUGGUGAGGCAGGAGUAUUUAUUCUUAUGUAUUGAAUCUUGCUGCCUAAUCAGUGCAUAAUUGGUUGUGCAGUACAAAAAGUCUUGCUUAUUCUUUGCUAUUUCUAGGUUGGUUUAUUUUUUUCAUAUGGAAUACUGAACAGUUCCAGUUGCUGCUGUUAGGAGAAGCCUGUCUACCAAGAGGGUCUGUAAUGUUUUCCUGUCUUGGAGAUGUUUUGAAUGCUAAAUUGCCUGUGUGUAUUCUUCAUAAUGUACCAUAUGAAAAUACUCUUCAGGAAUUGAUACUACCACUUCAGACAGUCAAUAUUUUCUAUGUAAGAACGUUAUGUUUCCUAUACUGCCAAGAAUGUAUAUAAAUAUCUAUGGAGACUUAAGAUUGUAUCUUUUUUGAGCAAGCCUGUUUCUUCAACCACCUAGAACUUUCUUCCUGUUUCUCAAGUUCUCUGCUAAUUUAUUAGACGUUUGUGUUAUAUUGUGUACUUUUUUGUAUCAGCUGUAUUGCUGUAUUUCUCCUUUCUCUCAUUAAAACCUGUUCUUCUCA
Messenger RNA from Pezoporus occidentalis (night parrot), 15114 nucleotides. RefSeq names its product vezatin, adherens junctions transmembrane protein (gene VEZT). Gene Ontology annotation, biological process: cell-cell adhesion. Gene Ontology annotation, molecular function: myosin binding. NCBI's taxonomy places the organism in Eukaryota, Metazoa, Chordata, Aves, Psittaciformes, Psittacidae. Gene Ontology annotation, cellular component: plasma membrane. The transcript is spliced from 9 exons. The record is from RefSeq and is a predicted model, not a curated record. Bases 1984 to 4032 code for a protein of 682 amino acids.